GCGCCCUGCCCGAGGGCACCACCCCUGCUCCCUCCUCCGACCCCGCGAGCUCCGGCCGUUGCCAGAUGUCCACGAUGGGAAACGAGGCCAGUUACCCGGCUGAGAUGUGCUCCCACUUUGACAACGAUGAAAUCAAAAGACUGGGCAGGAGCUUUAGGAAGCUGGACUUGGACAAAUCAGGCUCUCUGAGCGUGGACGAGUUCAUGUCCCUGCCGGAGCUGCGCCACAACCCGUUGGUGCGGCGAGUGAUCGACGUCUUCGACACCGACGGCAACGGAGAGGUGGACUUCAAGGAGUUCAUCCGGGGGGCCUCGCAGUUCAGCGUCAAGAGCGACGAGGAGCAGAAGCUGAGGUUUGCGUUCAGCAUUUACGACAUGGAUAAAGACGGCUACAUUUCCAACGGGGAGCUCUUCCAGGUGCUGAAGAUGAUGGUGGGCAACAACCUGAAGGACUGGCAGCUCCAGCAGCUGGUCGACAAGACCAUCAUCAUCCUGGACAGGGAUGGCGAUGGGAAGAUAUCCUUUGAGGAAUUCAGUGCUGUGGUCAGAGACCUGGAGAUCCACAAGAAGCUGGUCCUCUUCAUGUGAGCGUGUUUCUUAGGAGCACCACCCAACAACUUUUGCUUUCUUCCCUACCUCUUUCAAGAUUUGCUCAAGACAUCCAACGGUCUCUCUGACUUACCUGGAAGUAUUUCUCUCUGUGAAGCCACAUGUCCUAAAAGGAGCUUCAUCACCAGCUCAGUGCUAUUAAUUCUCCUCUGAAUGACUCAAGGUACCCUACAGCGGGAAGAGCAAGUCAAAGGAGCAUAGUGUGGAAAGAGAGGGAAAUGGCUUUUAUAAACGUCUUUUUCUUUAUUCUGAUUCAAAGACCAAACUAGAACUUUAAAAGUUCAAAAAUUAGAAAAUAGACACUUUUGCUGUCAUUUCUCAUCAUUUUUUGUGUAAGGGAAGAAAUUUAUAAUUUGCAUGGGGGUUAGGUGAACUGUUUUCAUUUGCCUGUAUUUGGAUAUCUUCCCAGAUUGUUAACUCUCCUACUAUAACAACAGAGACACAUAUAUUUCUCUUUUCUAGGCAUCUUGUAAUCACUUUUCUUGGGGAACAAAGUCCCAUCUUUUGGCAGAUUGGGGCCCCACUCCCCACAAUGCAUCCAGAAAUCACUGUGCAUGUUUGAGGGGUAGGAGUUCAUUUGGCCUCCUCCUGAGUCAUUGCUCCAACUUCUGAACAGAAACUAGCUUCAGGGCUCUUACAGGAAAUGCUAAGCCUGGACCAAGUGCCCAGCUUAAUUUUCAGCCUCAGUGGCAGUGGGUUUCCAGGGUUGGCGACCCACUCCAGUAUUAAAUUCAAUGAAGGGGACUUUCAGCUAAGUAGGGCAAGGACCUUCCCAGAACGUGCUCUCACCUCUGACACUGGUGCCUACCCCACGUGGAGAGAAUGGGACAUUUAGUCAGGUUUUCCACGGAGGAGAGGCAGUAAAGGUUCAGGCUGCAGUGCAAUCUCCCUGGGAUGCUGAAGAGGCAUUGUGUCUGGUGCUCAGAGAUGCGGAGACUGACAGUUGUGUCUCCACAGCAGAGGUGGAUGCUGGCUACACUAGCUAUGCUGAUUUUGAAAAUCAGAUCUGGGGCCUAGUAGAGAAGCUGAGAGUUCUCUCAUUCCAGGAAGUCUUUUCCCUAAUGGAACAUUCAGCAUAGAAAUCCUCACACCCUAACAGAUCUCCACCAUUGGGCGUGCUGUAGCCUGUGGUUUCGGAAGAGAUCCAGAACACACGUGUCUCUUCCCACUCAUUUCUGUCACGUUGGUAGCUUUAGAUCAGCCAUGGUGAGAAAGGAACAAAAGCUUUUAGGUUUUUUUGUUUUGUUUUGGAGAAUCGGUUUACCAGUAAAUACAUUACUGCCUAUACCCCAAAUGUUACCCGCUCCCUGAGGUCCCACAUACUACUGUCAGUUCUCAGAGCAGGAACUGUCCUCAGAAGAGCAGGGCUAGGACUGGCCCCAGCAUCUGCGGCUUCACCCCAAUCCUUUUUGUCACAGAGAAACACUUCCCAUAUAAGAUCUUGAGGCUUUCAAACAGCAGAACAAUGAAACAUACUCUCCCUACACUUGCUUAGCUAAGGGAUACCACUCAGGUAACUUUUUUCAGGACACGGAAGAUCUGUUUCAAGGAGAUUUAUUGCUAUUUUAUUUGUAAGAAGCUAACAACUGGUCUUGACCAAAAAUAGAAAAUAAAAAGUCCACAAAUGUAAUCACUGGCCGGGAAACCAUCUACCAAGGCACCCUACCAUAUACUUUUUUAUUUAAUAGAGUAUUUAGGAACCACAAAAAUAGAAAUCCUUGCCCCUUCAAUUCCUGUGCAACUCUAAAAAUUGUGAUAAACACUGCCAACCCCAUGGUGCUAACAUUAUGCAAUGUUCAAAGAUUCAGACACGGAUUCAGUUGCUACUGGGUUGUUGCCACACUCACCUCUUUUUAGCUGUGUGAACAUGAAUAAUUUACUUAGCCUCUCUGUGUCUUUCCACCUAAUUAAAAAGAGGAUCCAUGCCAGGGUUAUUCUGAGGAUUCAAAAAGAUAUGCAACACACCUGGAGCACAAUUCCACUUUCACUCAACGAAUUCCCUUCUCUUUCCGCUUCCUCCCCUUUACAGGACCAAUAUGUGAGGGAGACAUGAGGCUUACUGGUUGCUUUUGAAAACCUAGUUCUUAGCUGUGCCCACUCUGAAAUUAACUGGACAUUUGUGUCCAGCCCAUGUCCAAGCCCGGAGAGAAAACAAUGGGAACAAUUUUUCAAGGUCCUCCCACUCCUUCAUUUGCAGAGGGGACAAAAAACUUUUUGACUUGAGAACCGGAGAAAUUUAAAAGAAAAUCUCUCAUUCCAGCCCAACCUAUUUCUUUCUGUGGAGCAAUUUUACAUGGCGAAAGUGAGCACAAGUCAUGCUAGCUAAGAGGACAUUAUUGUCAUUAAAGGGAGACGUUAUUUAUAUACCCUGCAAUGUGCACAUUAAAAUAUGGAAAUUUUAAAAUUAUGACCAAGGGUUUGAAACAUGCUGGAUUACAUAUUUGCAUUUAACAAAGAGAGGAAAUGUAUUUCAGUUUCUGGAGUGGCUGGAAUGAACAAGCUAAUUGUCCAAUAAGUCUACCUACAAUAGUUACCCAAGGCUUUUUGGCAAUGACCUUGAAUGGAGAGCCUAUAUCUGGAUUUAACACUGGAAAGAUCUGACUGGAUAUUUGGAUUAAAAGAAUCACAUUUAUUCCCAAAUCACAAUGCUUUGUUUUCCUGUCAGUUAAUUGCCAGUUGCCAGCAAACCUAGUUCUACACAGUUUCUUGGGGUGAUAAUAAUAGACUUUUAUUGAG
Molecule: messenger RNA, 3344 nt
Organism: Saimiri boliviensis boliviensis (Bolivian squirrel monkey)
Lineage: Eukaryota; Metazoa; Chordata; Mammalia; Primates; Cebidae
Gene: PPP3R2
Product: protein phosphatase 3 regulatory subunit B, beta
Molecular function (GO): calcium ion binding
Source: RefSeq, a predicted model, not a curated record